This is a messenger RNA of Amblyraja radiata (thorny skate), 4252 nucleotides long. RefSeq names its product C2 calcium dependent domain containing 2 (gene c2cd2). The coding region runs from base 468 to 2588 and encodes 706 amino acids. The record is from RefSeq and is a predicted model, not a curated record. The transcript has 14 exons. NCBI's taxonomy places the organism in Eukaryota, Metazoa, Chordata, Chondrichthyes, Rajiformes, Rajidae.
GGAGGCGGGGUUGAGCUAUUUCCCGGCGCUGCGGCUCAGUCGGUGCCCGGAGUGGGAGCGGUGGCGGCUUUGCUUUCUGACCCAGUGGCUGGGCGUAGUGCAGUGUUAGAGUGGGUGGUGGGAAGGAGGAGGAGGCGGCGGCGAUGGUCGCCCAGUGAGGCCGGGGAUUGAGUCGGACUUGGGCCUUUGCUCAUCUCUGGGGCCAUGGAGAACCCGAGGAGACACAGGCUUAAAAGAGCAACAUUUCUCAACGAAUUAACAGUCUUCCAUGCUUCCUGCUGAUUUCCAUAAGUUUGGAAAUGUGCUCUAUUUUUAAAUAUAUUAGGAAAUAUCAUAUAGGAAAUUAUUUGCAAUUAAUGGAUUUUUAAAAUAUGCAGUGAUUAUUUAGAAUAUAUAUAUAUAUAUAUACAGCCCACUGUGUUUCCUGCUCUCUAUCUGGGACCAGCUUGGCGAGUUGAACUGUAGUCAUGUCUGAUUUGGGCUCUGGGAUGGAGUCUGGUCUCUUGAACGUGUUGAGGUGGUUUGGACUUGUCGCUGUGUUCCUGGCCUCAGUCCUCACCCUGGCGCUGUAUGGGUUUCGUUGUGUGACAGGGAUUUCCUGGGAGAGGAUUAGAAGUAAGUUUGGGUUGGGGGCAAGGACGUCUGCAGGUUCUCCUCCGAGUGACCCUUUCGAAGGGGCAGCCCCUCUCCUAUGCUGGCUUCUCUCCCUGGAGAGUUGGAACCGCCAGUGGCAGAAAGCUUGGCUCGGUGCACUCAACAAAGCAGCCUUGGGGAACCUGAGUUCAUUGCAGCUUACUAUUGACAAUGUGGGUCCGUAUUCAUCUCCUCUGUCUCUGAGUCGUGUGACCAGUGUUAUCAAAUCCGCACAACACUUGGUACUUGGAUGCCACGUGACUGGCGAAUAUGCCCAGUUUUCUAUCACUGUGACGCAGGAGUCUCCCGUUGCUGUGGCAAUGGAAUCCUUUAAUGUCCACAUGUCUCCACUUCACGUCGAGCUGAUGAUUGACAUUGAAGACUCUGAUGAUGUAAAAGUCACAUGGAAUCUUCAGAAUUGUCGAAGCUUAAAUUUGAAGGUGACACCAAAAGUUAAAAAGGAGGUAGCAGAGGGAGAUGCUGACCCGGAGACUAUUCACAGACUGUUACAAGAUAUGUUCACCUCUGCCCAUCCAAUGGUCUUACUGACUAUGAAGGCCGCACCUUUAAUGAAUUGUAAUAAUUUUCCAGUCUCCCAGAAAUUUCCCAAUGCAGAGUUAUCGUCGCAGAUCUUCUCGCCUCCAAAACCACCGCGAGCUCAUGAACGGAAGCUUCAGGUGAAGAUCAUCAAAGUGGAAGAACUGGCAGCUCCCAAUAUUGCCGAAAGUAUCCACCCAUAUUGCGUUGUGCAGUUGGACAACCCAGUGCAGAAGUUCUCUGGCUCAGUGAUGAGCAGCAUCUCCAUUCCCCAGUGGGACCAGCAGUUUGUAUUUGAGCUGAGUGCUAAGUCAAAGAAACUUCACAUGCAGAUUUUGGAGGAUGGAAGACCCUCGGAAAUACUUGGUGAGGUGACUGUGCCAAUAGAUCUAUUCAAGAAACAGCCAAGUGGGGUACAAAGCUUUCGCCUGGUCAACAAACAGAAUGGGAAUAGUUUGGGAUUCAUCACGGCUGAGUUCUGUUAUAUGGAACCCAACGAAAUUAAAUCUCGACAGUCGCCCAAACUGCUUCCAGCAAAGAAAGUCGACAAGGAUCGGACAGUCAUGCCUUGUGGCACGGUUGUUACCACGGUAACUGCUGUUAAGUCCAAGCCUCGAACAGAUGGGAAGCCUUGUGGAUUGCUUGCAGACGCCCCCAUGAAGUCCUCCACAGAUGUGAAAGAUGCGGAUGAGGAAUCCUUGGCACUGGGCAACACUGAGCAGGGAGCUCGUGUUAGUAAACUCUUGUCAUCGUCUGAUACAGAGCUCCUGCACUUGAGUGGCACAGACCCAGUGGCUGAGGCAGCGAUUCGGCAACUUACUGAGUCUGCAAAGCACAAAUUGAAGUCUCCCAUCAAGAAAAGUACCAUCGUCAUUUCAGGUGUAACGAAGACUCCCUUGGCUGCGGAUGAUGAGAUGACACUAUCGGCCAACUAUGCAGCUGCAAUGGACGCGUCUUUAGGGCAGGAACCUCAGCUCCACCCUUCCUCCAACGGCAACCCUGAGCUCUCUUCUGAAAAGACACUAACUCCGAGCCCACCUGAGGCGGAGGUUUGUCCCGAUGAAGAAACUUCAUCCUCGUCAUCAGCAAUCCGAGCUGAUGGGCCAUUCAACCAAUGGAACACUGGUUUCCAGGAAGACCUGGAUUUUGAACGGAAAUCGAAUAGUUCCUUUGGCGGCUCAGAAGCGGGAACGAUGAAAAAAUCCAGAGGCGGAUUUAUGCGGAGCGGUGCAAAAUUCCUUUUCCGACGCAGACAUCAUCAGAAGGAACCCGGGAUGAGCCAGUCGCACAACGACCUGGUUUAUCUGGAGCAUCCGACGCCUCUGGAGAAGGAGAGGAAGUCGGCCAAGAAACAAUUUAAAAGACUUUUCCCAAAAUCUAAAAGUAAAGCGAAAGUGAAUGGCUCUGCCGCAAACUGAGGUUGCUGUCUCUCCCAUUUCUCUUUCUCCGUCCCACAGCAGUGCACUGUGACGAAAGAAUGUCCAGAUUCCAGAAGCCUCAAGGUUUUAUUUGACUUAUAAUUGCAGAGGCGCUUUUUUCCCCCAUCCGGAUUAUUCCAGUCUGGAAGGAAAUGUAUUUUUUAGAAUUUUACAUCACUCUCAUCGAGGGAAACAUUGCAACACUUUUUCUUUCAGGAGGUAUUUAGGCCUCCAUAAUAUUCUGGAUUUUCUCAGUUAUGGGAACUGAGUAAUGUUGAAAUAUUUUGGGGGGAAAAACAGGGCACCUUCCUUGUUUUAUCAAGUACCCAGUCCCUAACAAUUGCUUUGGAUGCAACUUUUCUAUUCGUAUAAAUUAUUUGUGCCUUUCUGACCUGAUUGAUGCCGGGUUAGAAGAGUUUUACAGCAUGGUUCCGUGCCCAGUUUGAGAAGAUUUUCCACCGUGUUCAGUGUCCAUUCAAUUGAUUAUUGCCACUUUGAGUUUAAAACAUUUGCAAUGGAGCUGAAAGCCAAAGAACCUCAAUUAGAUUGUUCCAUCUGUUUCUAUUUCAGCUCUUCUGUCACCCUGUUACCCCUGCCAAUUGCUCCUCCCCAUUUUACAAGGAUGCAUCAAAACUGACCAGGAGGUAGCUUGCUCUCCAGACCUCUGCAGAUUCUCUGGACCUUAACAGAUGGGACAGGUCUGCUGCCAAUCCCCCCAGCCCUCAGCAGUUCCUAAGUCUAAUGGUCAGCUCUCACUGAGCUGAUUAUAAAGAGAACAAGUAAUAUAACUCUUUGCAUUGCAUUUGUUUUUACUUCUUGAGAAGUUAUCCCUGCCAAGAUUCAUGAUUAGAACACUAAGAUUUAUUUAAUAUUAUCUGUAUGAUGCCAAUCCCAUUUUACCGUGACGUUCAUGGGUUGAAUGAGUUUAGAUUCCUUACAGCCUCACAAUAGCCAUGUUUGAGGCAGGUUCAGUCCUUUGUUAAGACAAAACAUGCAAAGUUCUUGUUAAAAGCUUUCCAGAAAGGCUGACAAGAUUGAUCUGAGAAGAGAUAAUCAAAUGAGUAAAGGGAGAAGAUUGUCCCUUCUCAAACACAAGCAAAUGGAAAUUGGACGGAAAAAAAACUAGUCGAAUUUCUGAGCACGUAGAUAUCAAGCUAGAAAUGGGGAAGUAUCUGAUUUGUAUAUAUUUGAGCCAUAUUAUUCAAACAAUUGCAUUUGCAGAAAUGAUGUCGUGCUCAGAACCUAAUGCAUUACACUACAAAGCUGGAGGAUUGAAUUCAAUCCUGUCAGCCUCUGAACUGGUGAAAUUUCUAACUACAAAUCUGCUCGUGGCUUUUCCUAAGUUUUCAAUUUGGGAAGACAAAUCCAUGGGAUGCAAAUUUGAAACAAAACACCAACUGCAUAAGUAGAUUUACGACGACACCGAAUUAUGUAAAUUAUUCCCUGCCCUGAAUGUAUCUGAAAUAGGACAGAUCAGAGGUCUGAAUAUAUGUGACUCAGCACCCACUCAUUAUUAUUAUUAUUGUAGGGAAUGACACACAAAACGGAGCUUCCUAUUUCCCAGCUGAGCAUGCUGUUGCUGCAUUGGGUCACUUUUAAGUGCCGCUUCUUUGGGGAAUCUUCUGAAACUGCGUUAGGAUAAUUAAUAAAUCCCAUCAAUCCAA